GGGGGCAGGAGAAAAAAGCUUUUCCAAAAAAGUAUUGGCUGUCUUGAGGAAUGCGGUCGUCCCCUUGGGAAAGUACAUAUCUGGGAGCAGCAGGAGGCUCCGCGAUCGCAUUCAGGAUCCGCCGGCUCACCGCGCUSGUGCCCGCCUCUCAGCUCCCGCCGCAGCCCAAGGGCCCCUCGCCACCGCCACCAUGGACGCCAUCAAGAAGAAGAUGCAGAUGCUGAAGCUCGACAAGGAGAACGCCUUGGAUCGAGCAGAGCAGGCAGAGGCCGACAAGAAGGCGGCAGAAGACAGGAGCAAACAGCUGGAAGAUGAGCUGGUGUCGCUGCAAAAGAAACUCAAGGGCACUGAAGAUGAACUGGACAAAUACUCUGAGGCUCUCAAAGAUGCCCAGGAGAAACUGGAGCUGGCGGAGAAAAAGGCCACUGAUGCUGAAGCUGAUGUAGCUUCUCUGAACAGACGCAUCCAGCUGGUUGAGGAAGAGUUGGAUCGUGCUCAGGAGCGUCUGGCAACAGCUUUGCAGAAGCUGGAGGAGGCUGAAAAAGCAGCAGAUGAAAGCGAGAGAGGCAUGAAAGUCAUUGAAAGUAGAGCCCAAAAGGAUGAAGAAAAAAUGGAAAUUCAGGAGAUCCAACUGAAAGAGGCCAAGCACAUUGCUGAAGAUGCCGACCGAAAAUAUGAAGAGGUAGCCCGUAAGCUGGUCAUCAUUGAAAGUGACCUGGAACGUGCAGAGGAGCGGGCUGAGCUCUCAGAAGGCAAAUGUGCCGAGCUUGAAGARGAAUUGAAAACUGUGACCAACAACUUGAAGUCACUGGAGGCUCAGGCUGAGAAGUACUCUCAGAAGGAAGACAAAUAUGAGGAAGAGAUCAAGGUCCUUUCUGACAAGCUGAAGGAGGCUGAGACUCGGGCUGAGUUUGCCGAGAGGUCAGUAACUAAAUUGGAGAAAAGCAUUGAUGACUUAGAAGACGAGCUGUAUGCUCAGAAACUGAAGUACAAGGCCAUCAGCGAGGAGCUGGACCACGCUCUCAACGAUAUGACUUCCAUAUAAAUUUCUUUGCUUCACUUCUCCCAAGACUCCUUCAUCAAGCUGGAUAUCCCACCUCUCAGCUCUGCACUUAUCUGUUCUCCAGCUGWCCUGGUUCUUUCUCUUAGCACCUGCCUUAGGGCCAGGCACAUACUGUGCUUUCUAUUGUAUAGAAGCUCUUUGUUCCAGUGUAAAAUAAACACUGUGUAAGCUAUUGCUGUUUGCUAUUCUUUUUACUUCUUAUUUAUUGACGUUUUGGUUUCAACACUGAAUAAAACUAUAAUUCUGCUUCAUUCA
Molecule: messenger RNA, 1318 nt
Organism: Urocitellus parryii (Arctic ground squirrel)
Lineage: Eukaryota; Metazoa; Chordata; Mammalia; Rodentia; Sciuridae
Gene: Tpm1
Product: tropomyosin 1
Source: RefSeq, a predicted model, not a curated record